AUGAGUAACGUGAGCACCAUCUUUGUGUUCGACGUCAACCGGGCACCGUCCUCGCCGAAUCCGACCGACGAGGAAGUUCAGGAUGCCAAGCUGCUGUACUACUACCCAGAUCACAGGGAAGUGGAGGAACGCCGAUCGCAUUUAGGCCUGAUCGAGGGCCUGCUCGUGCUGCUUGCCUCCUUCACCAAGCACAAGAUAGACUUUUUGCGUACUAAGCUCUUCACGACAACCAUCAGCGAGUGGUGUGACGGGAUAUACCUCGUUGUGUGUUUCAAGAAUGAGGAGAACUCCUGGAAUGAGAUGGCCGAGUACAGCCACCAUUGGAAGCACUACAUGACCAAGGUCGUGCUCGAAAACGCAAAAAAGCUUUUCGAGCUGCUGCAUGGCCCUCUGCGCGAUCUACUUAAUGCGAGUGACGGCAAUGCGUCAUCUAAUCUCGAGAGUGUGAGGCGUGCCUUCGAGGACUUCCUGCCUUCCUUCAUCACGAAGGCCGCGGGCGACUCGUUCAACAUUCUGAAUGCAUGGAAUGCGUCGUACAAAUCGCAUGCCAGCGCACUGAGCACCUUGGACGCGCAGACGCUGAUCGCCGACCUCUGCAGCGAGUUUGAGGCGGUGCACGACUACGUUUUCAUCCACAACAAAGAAGUGCUCCACUCGUCCCUGGACCUGGACAACAUGCUGGCGCUGUACACGUAUCUCAUAAAGCACCAAGGCAGCGUGUCCGAGCGGCAGGAGCUGCGUAUGAAGCCCUUGGCCGACGGAGAGGGCGUCGGCGAGGCGCACAUUAUGAAGUCCGAGUCGGGCGACGCCUUCAGCCCGAAGGUCCACAUUAACGGGCAGGCGUACCACCUGGGCGUGGUCUGCAUGGGCGGCCUAUACCUGGUGCUCCUGCUGCAGUGUGACGACGUGAUGUUCACGUUGAGCAGCAUCAAGGAGUACCUCUCGGGAACGCCUAACGGCAUGGGGGCGCUCUUGAAGUCGCUCAGCCAACCACCCGUGGCGUCCAAGUUGCGCACGGUGUCCAUCAACGCCGUGACGAAGACUAUCAGGAGCGUCGGCUACAACGAAAUUGACGAGAAGGCGUUGCGGGAGCUGCAGGUCAUACGCGGCAUCCACCAUCUGAUCGAGUCGAGUUUGGAGGUCAUAACGCGCAUGCACGUACGCUCCAAGCAGGGUUGGUGCAGCGCCCAGGUGUCCAACGGCAGGGAGAUGUACCUCACGCUGCCGUCGGAGAGCCUGAGCCUAACGGACGUAUCGGGCGCCUUCAACGAGUUCGUGAAGACCUUCUUGGGCGGCAUAUACUUCAUUUAA
Molecule: messenger RNA, 1311 nt
Organism: Babesia bigemina
Lineage: Eukaryota; Apicomplexa; Aconoidasida; Piroplasmida; Babesiidae
Exons: 9
Coding region: 1-1311 (436 amino acids)
Biological process (GO): vesicle-mediated transport
Cellular component (GO): Mon1-Ccz1 complex; intracellular membrane-bounded organelle
Source: RefSeq, a predicted model, not a curated record